UGAGCGUGAGUGUCGCUGCCGGGGAAGGAAGGAAGGAGGGAGGGAGGCUGGUCGGACAGGUCUGCACUGCUCUGCUGUGGAGAGAAGGAAGGAAGAUGAUUGGGAAGGAAGAAGGAAAAACAGAAAGGAUGAGACGAGCUAAGCCAUGUGGGAGGUGUAAAUCCUGUAUGGAUGAACGGCUGUGAGAGGAGGAGAGGUAUGAGGAAUAGGGAGCUGUUGGAGGUGUCCCAUGGGCAUGUCUGUCCUCUGGCUGUUCAGCCUGUGUGUCUCUGCUCUGCACACAGACGGAGGGAGAAGAAAGACCGUCUAAAAAUAAACUGACACCCACCACCAGCAGGAAAACCAAAAAAACAAACCAACAAAUAAAAGAAGAGGACAAAGAAGAACUUCCUUUUGUCACCCUCAGACUCUCUCUCUCUUUCUCUCUGCUCCAUUUCCGUUUUUCCUGUCCUCAUUGCGGCCUGAGAGGAGGUCAUGUCCCAGUCUGGAAAAGUCCUUCAUUUGUAUGUGGAAGUGAGGUCUGCCCCAGAUCAGAAGGGAGGGAAAGUAGCGUUCGGAGAACACAAGGAAGGGAUUGCUCAGGGGCAUUCGGUUCAGGACAAUCCUACGGAGCUCCUUUCUCAGCUAGCGAGUCAGACAACCUGCCAGACCAUCACCAAGACCUCCACAACUCACCGUCUGGUUCAGGAUUGUACACACAGACAGUCUCCUUCGAGAAACACUGUUAGCUUUCAGCUCCAGCAAGCCGGCAGCUCCCCAACGGUCAAUAAACGCUGGAGUGCACCCUGUGAUGAAGUGUCUGCCGUCCACUCUUCACCAAUGACCUCUGCUGGAAAGGUCCCUCUCCCUCACACACCUCCCAACUGCCGGAGGUUCAAGGAGGAAGAAGUCUGCGAUGGAAAGCGGUCGGUAGUCACCUUCAGCUACAUUGAGAAGUCCAAUGUGAAGACCUUGGACAGUCCACGCAACUCUGUGUGCGAGAGAGGCACCAGAGAGGAAAAAUCCACCCCCUCUCACUUUCGGAAAAGGCUCAGCGACCCAGUUUGGUUUGGGAGUCCCGAUUCAUCGUGCAGCUCCAGUCCCAAGCUGACUUUCCGAUCUCCGGGAAGUCACCAGCAGACGUUCUCUCCUGGCCUUCGUCAACCACACUUGGACCCCAUCGGCAGGGCAGCUACCCAGAGGGCUGUGGAGGAGUUUGGCUCCCCUCUACUGAGGAUUAAACUAGCCCAUGCACUUGAGCAUACCUCAUCCUCACGCUAUAACCAACAGCCACGCUGUCAGUCCUGGGCUGGGUCUCCUGUUCAGCGUCAGUACAUCAGCGUAAACCCCAAAGACCAGAUUAUCGAUAGGAGCCCGGUUGUUUACGGGCUGCCUCGGAGCCCGGCAUCGGACCAGCUAUCCUCCCAGUCCAGACGGUCUCCUCACUCGAAGCCUGAGUUCUGUGCCGAGUCCCAGAUCCCACGUCACUGGUCAGGAGAGGACAGAGCUAAGGCUGGCAGUCCAGCCACCAAAAGACAUGUUCACAGGACCUGUAACAGGAGCUCUUCACCACAGGGGGCAAUACUCCAACUUGGCAAUAAUGUAAUUGAGGGCUUGAACCAGUUAAGCGAUAGUAAAUCUUCCUCUCCAGCUCAUAGUCCUGAAGUUGCCCGCAGGCUAGCAGAGGAAGCUACCAAAGUAUCUUCGAUUUUCACGGAGGCAAGAAGGUCCUCGUUGCACAACGCUUUAGGUGAGCCUGCAAGCGGCUCAAACUCUGGAGAAUUUCACAAUUCAACUUCAAAUGCACAACAGUCUAAGCAAACGCUUAAGAUGAACAUCCCUUUAAAUGACCAACACACGCCAGCAACCGACAACACAGACUCUCACCAGCCUGAAAACUCUAUCUUGCAGUCGCAGUCACUUGAAACAAACUCCCAUAAUAAUUCUGAAACACACCAGGACGAGUGCAUUCAGAAAUCCCAGCAACAUAGUUCAGUUUUAUCUGCAGCUCCGAGCUCCCCCGCCAUUCCUUCACGUGUUCUCCGUCCUUCACAUCCUCCCACUGAGCUAAGCUCUCCCAUGAGGGACCCCAGGCUAUUCCAAGCAGACCUCCGAACACCAGAAACCCCAACCCUGCAUCGCCGUCGUCAGCUCCCACAAUACACCAGAGACUCCUGGUCCCCGAGCCUGGACAAGAGGGGAGACCUGAGCUGUUUCGAGAGAGGGGACUGCACAGAGCUCGCUCGCAGGCUCUUUAUCAAUCAGAGUGUUGAGGAGGCACCGGUCAGCUGGACAUCCAGGCAACAGUGGGGGAAUCAGGUGGAGAACAGUCCGAGGGCAAGCCCUGAGCCUGGAUGUAGGUCCGGCAGUAACCAAAUUGCUGGUCGUCAGGCAAGUCAACGCCACAGACCGCUCAGUCCCACUGCCCAGCAGAAACGGGCUGAGCAAAGGAGGAGGGAGAUCCUGCUUCUUGGACCGGUGGUGCUGGACUCUCCAGAGGAGGAUGAGGGUUGCGAAGAGGAAGGACAAGGGAAUGAGAUGGAGGCAUUUGGAGAACGGCAACAGCCACGCCUGCAGAGGGUCGAGGAACCUGCAGAGGUGGAACAGAAUGGAGCGAUGGGAGGGUCGUCCUCGCGGAGCUCCAGCGGGGUGACCGGCAGCUUGGGCGACAGGGACUGUGUGUCCCCAGAGUCCAGUCAGUCCAGUCACCAGAGCAAUGAGACCGGGGCUGCCACCUCAGGAAUACAGACGGACAGCGGCUGUGCGGUGCCCGUGCCCUCGCUCCAUUGUCAGAGGAUCGCUCGUGCCAAGUGGGAGUUUUUAUUCGGGACCCCCGCUGAGGAAGCUGCUAGCAGGGGGGAGAAAAAUUUUCUGGAAGCCUCCACAGCUCCUCCCAGUGGUAACUCCAGUGAGUCUCCCACCCCGACUCCACCUUCAUCCCUGCCUCUGCUUUCCGCCAAUCACGAGGUGCAGCAUGUGGAAGUAGAGCUGGUGACCCCUCCACCAGCCAUCAUCGGCACGUCGCCCAAAACCGGCAUCAUCCGCCGCACGCUAAAGUAUUCAGAAACCGACCUGGACGCCGUCCCACUACGCUGCUACCGCGAGACGGACAUAGACGAGGUGCUGCUGGCCGAGCAGGACGACGCAGACUCUGCGUUUGGGAGUAAUCGCAGCGUCCAGGGCAACUCACCCAGCAGCCCGCUGAGGGGUCUGGGGAGGAGAAGGGGAAGGGAGGACGAGGAAGAUGAGGAGGAGGAGGAGGAGGAAGAGGAAGAGAUGGUGAGCUGGGCAAGUGUGAGGAUGCAAGGAGAUAACAGGAAGCAGCAGUAUGCAGCUCAGGAAGAGCCGGAGGUGUUUGGUCACCUUCUGAAGAGACCGAUGGAAACAUUUUUUGACAACCACCACCCAGCCCUGAAAUCCCCCAUCCUGGUCUCUGGUCCUCGUUGCGCUGCAGAGGACACCUUCAGCCGCCACUUUGAGAGCAUCAUGGAGUCUCACCGAGCCAAAGGGACGUCGUACAACAGCCUCGACAGCGAAGAGCUGCUGACCUCGAGCACCCAAACCGUCCUGACCUUUGACCUGCCCACGCUAACCCCUGCGAUCCACGCUCCGGUUUGCCAGAGCGCCAGGCAGAUCGUCCAGCUUAGCUUCGCCCCGCUGGCGCACGAUGAGAGGCCAAGUCUCUCUGAUUCUAUCUUUACCGUCACUGGGGACUCGGACGCCACCCGAGCCCCGUCCAGCGAGAGGCUGAGCAGCGGUUCAGACGAUACACCGCCCCGAGGACGAGACUGUACACAGCUGGGGAGCAGCUGGUACAGCAAUAUUUCUUUCUCAUUACCAAGCAGCAGGGAGAAGGCCCGCCUGGCGACAGAUUCGGAGCUGGACCAGGACCUGAGUGACCGGCUGGGUCUGGAGAGCAGCGAAACCCUCACAAACGGCAGUCACCAUGCCGACGUGGCAGCCGCCAAACGUCUAGCCAAACGUCUCUUCAACUUGGAUGGUUUCAGGAAGUCCGACGUGGCGCGCCACCUCAGCAAGAAUAAUGAGUUCAGCCGUAUGGUAGCAGAAGAGUAUCUGAGUUUCUUCAACUUCACAGGCCUCGGUCUUGACCAAGCACUGCGGACUUUCCUCAGACAGUUUGCCCUGAUGGGGGAGACUCAGGAGAGGGAGAGGGUGCUGUCACACUUUUCUAAGCGUUACUUGGACUGCAACCCAAGAGUCAUGCCAUCAGAGGAUGCAGUUCACACUCUCACCUGUGCCCUCAUGCUGUUGAACACUGAUCUGCACGGUCAGAACAUCGGCAAAAGGAUGUCGUGUACGCAGUUCAUUGGCAACCUGGAAGGACUGAACGGCGGCCAAGAUUUCCACAAGGAUCUGCUUAAAGCGCUCUACAACUCGAUCAAGAAUCAGAAGCUGCAGUGGACACUCGACGAGGAAGAGCUGCGGAAGUCGUUCUCGGAGCUCGGGGACAGCCUGUGCGACUCCAACGCCUCCAGAUCGAUGAAGCGGGUGGGCAGCAGUGGGAAGCCCCUGUCAGAUGUGACCGAGCCCUCCGGAUCGCUGCUCUACAAGAACGGGUUCCUGGUCCGCAAGGUCCACGCCGACUCAGACGGCAAGAGAACGCCAAGAGGGAAGCGAGGCUGGAAAACCUUCUAUGCCAUCCUAAAAGGGCUCAUCCUCUACCUGCAGAAAGGGGAAUACAGGCCCGAUAAACAGCUAUCUGAGGAGGACCUGAAGAACGCCGUGUCCAUCCACCACUCUCUGGCCAUGAAGGCUUCAGACUACAGCAAGAGGCCCAACGUGUUCUACCUGCGGACGGCCGACUGGAGGGUGUAUCUCUUCCAGGCACCGAACGCCGAGCAGAUGCAGUCCUGGAUCACACGGAUCAACACGGUUUCCGCCAUGUUCUCAGCUCCUCCCUUCCCGGCGGCCAUCGGCUCCCAGAAGAAGUUCAGCCGGCCGCUGCUGCCGGGGACGAUGUCGAAGCUGUCCGAGGAGGAGCAGGUCAGAUCCCACGAAGCUCGAUUCAGAACCCUCUCCACCGAGCUGGCCGAGCUGCGCUCAUACCCUCCUGACCGCAAGGUCAAAGGGCGCGAGCUGGAGGAAUACCGCCAGCGUGACGAAUAUCUGGAGUUUGAGAAAACACGGUAUGGAACCUACGUCAUGCUGCUGCGAGCUAAAAUCCGGAGCGGCGAGGAGGACCUGUCCGUGUUCGAGUCCCAGCUCCUGGAGGACAACGGCCUGCAGAGGGCUCACUCCAGCCCCACGCUGCAGGACAGCAGCCAGGCCAGCCAGAUCAGCCAGGCCAGCAGCGCCAGGGACGGGGGCAACAGCAGCAAAGCCAGCGGCUGCAGCAGCAAACCUCGGCAGGAAGGCCAGAGACACAGCUACCGGCAGGCCGUCAAGAAGUGAGACGGGGCGGGGGCGCCGGGAGCGGCACAGCGUUGCACUGCCAGCGGCAGGCUGUCUCCCUGCAUAGGUUUUUAUUUGAGAUCCAGGAGGGUUUGGAGCUCUGCUUGAAGGGGGAGCGGGAGCGCGGGUCUAACCCCACGCUCUUCCCCCAAAACCACGACGCCCUACCCGGCAGCCCCAAUCUUCUCGUCUAACAGAGGAGGGCUGGGAAACACCAGCGAGGAUGUUGGUGCAGGAGGUGGGAGGAUCGGCUGGGAGGUCACAGAUCUGCAGAGACGAGGUGUCUUUGAGAACGUACGCUGGGUGCAGCGGCAGCAGAGAGCGGCAGCAGCAGACUUGAAGGGUGGUGCUUUUACACACUGAACACCCGACAGGGGCGUACAUCUAGCAUCCUUUCCUUUCUCUCCUCCUUUUGUUCUUUCAAGGCACCUCUCCGGCUACGUUCUCCCACCUUUUUUCUUAAACCUUUUCACUCAGUUUUUUGGGGACCAAACAUUUAAAAAACAAAACAAAACAAAAACAUCACAUUUUAGACGACUGAUGAUUUAAUUUGAAGACUUUAAAACAUCAACAGGUCUUAACGGAGCCAUUACAUUCCAGCUCCUUCUUCUUUUUUGUCCUUUGGUCUUUUUUUGGUGCGUUCACAUUCCACACCAGGAGCCGGGGACAUCACGGCAUUCAGCUCCUUGGACGUUAUUUCACACGAAUCUACGGACUUUGUGCGUCUGCGUCAGCGUACGUACGGUGUAUGACGACGGCGAGAAGGUGCAGCUCGGUGCGGCUCGUCUCUCCUCUCUCCUCUCUCGAGUCACUCACGACCAAUUAGUGGCAACAAAAAAACGUCAGUAGAAGUUCACAGUACUCCUGAUGUGCAGCGACGUAACUGCGUCUCAUCAUGAGAGGUCUUUUUUGUUUUUAUUUCUCUCUCUCUAUCUCUAUCUCCCAGUUGCUUUGGCUUCUGUCCCGUGGUGUUGCUUCUUCCUCUUCUUCUUUCUCUUUCUUGGCCGAGAGUCGUUUUUUUCCUCCGGUGAUCCGCAUGCCUGCAUCCAGCGCAGCUUCUUUUUAGGCCUUUUAGAGCGGCAAACUUUCUUUUUUUGUUUUUUUGUUUGUUUCUCCCCCCCCUUCACGCCAGUGCCAUAGCCAACAUGUGUAAUCUCUUGUCUGUACUUAUAGCCUCUCAUUUAUAAAAGCCUAUUUUAACACUCACCAGGCAGACCCUGAAUGUUCUUGUUUUUCAGUAUUUUUACAGUAUUUUACAGUCGUUUGUUGUUGAUGUUGAACCUAUUCCACCUGUGUAUGUCAAGUGUACGAUGAAAUAUGAAAAAAAGGAAAUAUGUUAUACCCCAUACUCUUUGUAAACAUCCCGGAUAUGUUGUAUAUAACGCGCCAUCCAGCUUAUAUUGUAGGAUAUAUGACGGUAUAUUUACAAUAUAUUCAACACACUAUUGUGAAGAUGCAUUAGGUACAAGUCCCAAAAAGCGCUACGCGAUAAUCAUGUGUUUUUUUUGUUGUUUUUUUAUGUACAUGAUGGUGAUAAUUCAGCACAAUAUGAGUAUUAUAGUGACGCCUAAUGUACCUAAAGAUUAGUAAGUGAUGGGAAGGUGUUUGUGUGACGGGACGUGGGAUGUUUUCCAAAGACAGCGCAUGGUUCACGACGACCUAACAGCAUGUUUCAAAGGGAUCAGGGUUGACUCUGUCUGUCAGAGAUGCAUGAAAAAGGCGAGGAAUGUAACAAAGAUGAAACCUCCUCAUGAAAGGAGGAGGACGCGUGGUUCGGGUAGCCGUAUACACCUCAUAGCGUUAGCGAUGUAUAGCCAUUUUCUACUCAGGCUUUUCAAAAAAACGACACCUUGAAGCUGCAGGUGCCAGCGUCCGACGAGCAGGGAGCGCUGUCGACGUUCACGUUGUGUUUUUGUUUGUUUGUUUGUUUGUUUCUCAGCCAUAAUCACACCUGCUGCACCUGCAGUCAAUAUGCAUGCACUCACCUGAGGAUGGGGGUGAUGAGUAUCGCAGGGCUAAAUGAGACACAUGUGAAUGUGUGUGUGUGUGUGUGUUGCCGUAUGUGAAUGUGUGCAUGCUGUGACUGAGCCUGUCUUAGAGAAGUUUGCAGCCGGCUUCAUGUCGUCUGAAGUUUAGAGCUGACAGAAAGUUAAUCGGCGACUAUAAUCCCCCAGUUUCAGCUUCUUGAUUAUGAGUAUUGACGUCUUUACUUCGUCUUAUGUGAUAGUGAACCUGCAUAUCUUUGGGAUUUCGACUGUUAAUUGAACAAAAAAAGCAAUUUGUUGCUGUUUUUUUUCCCACAUUUUGUUCAACUGCAGUUUAUUCUCAUCCUCACUUCUUCAGUCACUUCCCUGAUAUCACUUUUUUCAGUCUGGUGGUUUACGUUGCCAUCGCUGACCUCCUGUAUCUUUUACCAGUUACAUAGCGUGACAUUACAGCUCUGUAUUUAUUAGUAGUGUUUGACUCUGUGGCUGUUUGUAAUGUGGCCAAACUGUCAAAGAGCUGCCAGACUCAUGUUGAGUGCCAUUCAUGGUCUACCGAGGGGACGGAUGAUGAGUUCUGAUUCAGUAUUUCACAUAUUUGAAAGAUUUUUUAUCCAGCACUGAAAAUAACUCUUUUGUUGACACGAUAAUCAUUUAAUUUCCACAGUGUCGACAGUUUAGAAGCAUCCCUAACACGUUGUCAUUUAGCACAAAACAAAUUCAACAAUCUCACCACUCAGCAGCUGUUCUGGAGCUUUCGAUCACUGUAUCACCAUCUUCCUCAGCACAAGGAUUAUUAUGCGUGUCUCCAAAUUCAGAAUGUUGCUGGUUCGAACCUCGGCUGGAGCCUUUUCUGUAAGAAGAACCUACAGUCCAUUAAGACAUUAAGGUUAGUUGGUGACUCUAAAUUGCCCGUAGGUGUGAAUGUGAGUGUGAAUGGUUGUUUGUCUCUGUGUUCCCUGUGAUGAGCUGGCGUACCCCGCCUCUUAAGUCAGCUGGGAUUGGCUCCAACCCCACCGUGACCCAUUGGUCCGUGGUCGACGGCAAGUAAAAUAUAUUUGGGGGUCAGACAAAACAAAAAAGAACAUUCAGCUGAAGAUCCAGAGUAAUUUGAGGCUGCGCUGAUCCUAAAUCAUCUCAAUAACUUUAAUCCAAGUGAUGGUUAUUCUCGUCACAGGCUCUUUACACACCGUACAGUAUGGAUGGAUGUAGUAUGAAAUGAAGGCAGCUCUUCAGAGGCUCCACCUUGUCAAAGUCUCCAAGGUCCCCCCCCCUCUCUCUCUCCUCCCCUCUCUUCCCCACCUCCUCCCUUCAUGUGUUGUCACCGCUCACUUACAUCAAAGAGGCUGCUGCAGGAUCUCCAUGGCACUGGUUAGCAUGGAAAUGGCUGGUUCCCCUGGUGACGGCUCUGUGAUGCUCAAGUGAAAGUCACCCUGUUGUACUGUGUUGGCAGCGGUAGGAAACCUCUGUUUAAAGCAGCAGUGCAUGCCUGCAGCGGUGUGAGGCGGACUGUCCUUUAAACUGUUUCCAUUGAAAGCCUCAUUUCUGAAUGUGACGUGUAAAUAAAGCAUGAGAUAUUACGGCCUGCGUUCAUUUAUAUUAUGGUUAGAGUAUUAAAUGAAGGGUUAAUAUAUAAGGUAGGUCAACAUUUUUCUUCCUGUCCUUGAGCUCAUGGUCAUUUGUUUUUAUUUCUAUCAAUGUGAAUGAAGGAAAUGGCUAUAUUUAACGCUGUUGUAUGCUGUUGUGUUUUAGAGAAUCGAGCCAGCUCAUACAAAUCUUUUUACACGUAGAGAGUCUGAUCUGAUCCAUCUCAGUGUUUUUUAGACUGGUGCAGGUAAAAGGCAAUGUUCAUUUUGCUCAAUGCUACACAUACAGUGAGCCACGUGUGUCACUGCCUUGUUAAAACUCACCAAUGGAAAAUGUUGUUUGUGAGCUUCUCCUUUCGGGAGGCGCAGAAGAUGAAAAUAAAAAGUGUUUUGGAAGCUUAA
This is a messenger RNA of Larimichthys crocea (large yellow croaker), 9361 nucleotides long. RefSeq names its product PH and SEC7 domain-containing protein 1. NCBI's taxonomy places the organism in Eukaryota, Metazoa, Chordata, Actinopteri, Sciaenidae. The coding region runs from base 475 to 5391 and encodes 1638 amino acids. Gene Ontology annotation, biological process: regulation of ARF protein signal transduction. The record is from RefSeq and is a predicted model, not a curated record. Gene Ontology annotation, molecular function: phospholipid binding; protein binding; guanyl-nucleotide exchange factor activity. The transcript is spliced from 17 exons.